Messenger RNA from Emys orbicularis (European pond turtle), 2250 nucleotides. It is a transcript of the gene KIF3C, whose product is annotated as kinesin family member 3C. Gene Ontology annotation, biological process: microtubule-based movement; spindle elongation; mitotic spindle organization. The transcript has 8 exons. NCBI's taxonomy places the organism in Eukaryota, Metazoa, Chordata, Testudines, Emydidae. The coding region runs from base 1 to 2250 and encodes 749 amino acids. Gene Ontology annotation, cellular component: microtubule associated complex. Gene Ontology annotation, molecular function: microtubule binding; microtubule motor activity; ATP binding. The record is from RefSeq and is a predicted model, not a curated record.
AUGGCCAACAGACCCAAGACCAGCGAGGCCUUGAAGGUGGUGGCCCGCUGCCGCCCCAUGAACAGGAAGGAGGAAGGGGCCGGGUACGAGAGGAUCUUGGAGAUGGACGUGAAACUGGGGCAAGUGACCCUCCGGAACCCCAAGGCCGCCCCCGGGGAGCUGGCGAAGACCUUCACGUUCGACGCCGUGUACGACGCCAGUUCCAAGCAGGCGGACCUGUACGACGAGACGGUCAGGCCCCUGAUAGACUCUGUCCUGCAAGGAUUCAACGGGACCAUCUUCGCCUACGGCCAGACGGGCACCGGGAAGACCUACACUAUGCAAGGGGCCUGGACGGACUCAGAGAAGAGAGGGAUCGUCCCCAAUUCCUUUGAGCACAUCUUCACCCACAUCUCCCGGUCCCAGAACCAGCAGUACCUAGUGAGAGCCUCCUACCUGGAGAUCUACCAAGAGGAGAUCCGAGACCUCCUGGCGAAGGACCAGAGCAAGAAACUGGAGCUGAAGGAGAACCCCGAGACGGGCGUUUACAUCAAAGACCUCUCCUCGUUCGUGACCAAGAACGUCAAGGAGAUCGAGCAUGUCAUGAACCUGGGCAACCAGACCCGAUCGGUGGGCAGCACCAACAUGAAUGAAUACAGCUCCCGCUCCCACGCCAUCUUUGUGAUCACAGUGGAGUGCAGCGAGACCGGCCUGGAUGGAGAGGACCACAUCCGGGUGGGCAAGCUCAACCUGGUGGACUUGGCAGGCAGCGAGCGCCAGAGCAAAAUGGGGGGGCCAGGGGAGAGGCCUAAGGAGGCUUCCAAGAUUAACCUCUCCCUCUCUGCUCUGGGCAACGUCAUCUCUGCCUUGGUCGAUGGCAAAAGCACUCACAUCCCCUACAGAGACUCCAAGCUGACUCGCCUCCUGCAGGACUCCUUGGGUGGCAAUGCCAAGACCAUCAUGGUGGCCACCCUAGGCCCAGCCUCUCACAGCUACGAGGAGAGCUUGUCCACCCUCAGGUUUGCCAACAGAGCGAAGAACAUCAAGAAUAAGCCGAGGGUCAACGAGGACCCGAAGGACACCCUGCUGCGGGAGUUCCAGGAGGAGAUCAUCCGGCUGAAAGCCCAGCUGGAGAAGCGAGGGAUGCUGAGCAAGAAGAGGAGGAGAAACAGCCGAAGGAAGAAGGUGGUGGAUGGAGAGGGCAAUACAGAGGCCGAAGGGGAGGAGGACAAUGACGACGGCCUGGAGAAGAACAUGGAGAGUUACUUGAAGGAGCAGAAGGAGAGGCUGGAAGAGGAGAAGGCGGCCAUUCAAGAUGACCACAGCCUGGUGAGUGAGGAGAAGCAGAAGCUGCUGGAGGAGAAGGAGAAGAUGAUAGAGGAUCUGAGGAAGGAGCAAGAAGCCACCGAGUUACUGGCCAUUAAGUACAAGGCGAUGGAGAGCAAGCUGCUGAUAGGAGGGAGGAACAUCAUGGACCACACAAAUGAGCAGCAGAAGAUGCUGGAGCUGAAGAGGCAGGAGAUAGCUGAGCAGAAACGUCGGGAGCGGGAGAUGCAGCAGGAGAUGCUGCUGCGGGAUGAGGAGACCAUGGAGCUGCGGGAGACCUUCACGUCUCUGCAGCAGGAAGUGGAGAUCAAAACCAAGAAGCUGAAGAAGCUGUAUGCCAAGCUGCAGGCGGUGAAGGCAGAGAUUCAGGACCAGCAUGAUGAGUACAUCAGAGUGCGGCAGGACCUGGAGGAAGCGCAAAAUGAACAGACACGGGAACUUAAACUCAAAUACUUGAUCAUUGAGAACUUUAUCCCUCCUGAAGAGAAGAACAAGAUCAUGAACCGCCUGUACUACGACUGUGAGGAGGACCAGUGGAAGUUCCAGCCGCUUGUGCCUGCUGGGGGCAGCAACAACCAAAUGAAGAAGAGGCCAACCUCUGCCGUGGGCUACAAGAGACCCAUCAGCCAGUAUGCGCGGGUGGCCAUGGCCAUGGGAUCCCACCCUAGGUACCGGGCUGAGAACAUCAUGUUCCUGGAGCUGGACCUCUCCCCCCCAGCUGUGUUUGAAUUUGAGCUGACCGGGGACCAGGGCGAGCACGACCCACGAGCUCUGCACCUUGAGAGGCUGAUGCGCCUGGAUAGUCUCCUGGAGCGGCCGGCAGCUGCCAGGGUGAGGAAGUCCCGAUCCUGGUGCCAGACGGCCCGGCCGCUGCCACCCUCAACAACUCACGGUUCUCUGGUGGCCGUGUCCCAGCGGCCCCCCACGAUGCCAGCUCAUGAGUGA